AUGUCUGAACGAAAAGUGCUCCAGAAGUACUACCCCCCGGAUUUCGAUCCCUCUGCCCUCACGCGCAAGCGCGGUCCGAAGCAGACCGGCCCAAAGGUCCAGACAGUCCGCAUCAUGGCGCCCUUUUCGAUGAAGUGCACGACGUGCGGAGAAUAUAUCUACAAGGGCCGUAAAUUCAACUCCAGAAAGGAGACGAAUCAAGCAGAGCGCUACCUCAACAUCCAGAUUCACCGCUUCUACCUGAAAUGCACGCGGUGCUCGGCGGAAAUUAUCAUCAGGACCGACCCCAAGAUCGCCGACUACGCCGUCAUCAAGGGCGCGAUACGGAACAUGGAGCCCUGGCGCAACAAGGAGGGCGAGAAGGAGAGCGUCGACGAGAGGCUGGAUCGGCUGGAGCGCGAGGAGGCUGAAGCCGCGGGCGAGGAGGAGAAAAACGCGAUGGCGGACCUGGAGGCCAAGAACGAGGACGCGAGGCUGGAGAUGGCUGCUGCGGACGCGCUCGACGAGAUCCGCCAGCGCAAUGCGCGCAUCCAGCGAUCCGAGAAGGACGGCGUGGAUUUCUCCGAGUACGUCGUCAGGCCAGAGGACGAGGAGAGGGCGAUGCAGGAGAAGGAGGACGAGGAGGCUGCGAGGAAGGCUUUCGCUGCUGCGAGGGAGAGGCUUGGAGAGGAGAUUAUCGACGAUGAUGAGUUUGACGGAGGAGUCAUCGGUGGACCAUCAUCAUCCUCAUCCUCCUCCUCAUUAUCGGCGGUGGCAGCGUCAUCCUCAACGUCAGGGGAGAAGUCGGAGGCUGCAGCGACGGGGACCGUGAGGGAUACUUCAAUGAUGCCUCCGCCACCGCCUCCUGCCAAACGCGUGGUGAAGAAGAAGAAGGAUUACUCUGCGGCGCUUGGCAUCAAAAAGAAGCCUUCACUGGUCUGA
Molecule: messenger RNA, 921 nt
Organism: Colletotrichum fioriniae
Lineage: Eukaryota; Fungi; Ascomycota; Sordariomycetes; Glomerellales; Glomerellaceae
Gene: cwf16
Product: Pre-mRNA-splicing factor cwf16
Biological process (GO): mRNA splicing, via spliceosome
Cellular component (GO): U2-type catalytic step 1 spliceosome
Source: RefSeq, a predicted model, not a curated record